UUACUUUCAAACGUUAUGUUGUUGAUGUAUUGAAGCAGCAAUAAUCUGUAGCAAUUUUUCUGUAGAUUUAAAACAAUAUAUUUGAUUAUCUUGAUACAACUGUCUAGAUAACAUGACUUCGGCACUAGCCUCUUUAACCGCUACAUAUACAGAUUCAGAAGGUGAAGAAGAUCAUGAAGACCAAAAAGAAAAUUCCACGGAGAGAGAAGUAACAAUGGGCUCUCCAAACACACCAGAAGGCUACCGAUCUAGUAAUUCUUCACCACAACCCAUCAGUCCUGCUCCUAUAAAAAUAACGUCAAAGGUCGCUAAGUUGGUAUCUUAUCAAGACGAUACAAUUGUCUCUGAUGAAGAGGGUGACGCUGAAGAUAUACCACACGAAGUUAUUAUAAUGACAGAAAACAGCCGAGAAAAUAAUAAUUCUAAAGAAGCAGAUAGCAUGAUUCCUCCAGAACCUCCUGGGCAUUGUUCCAUAGAGUUGCAGGAUAAAAUAACUAAAUUGCAUGAGACAAUGUUAACUCAACAAAUGGAUAUGAAUGCUCAUAUUCAAAAAAAGAAAGAAUUUAGGAAUCCUAGUAUUUAUGAAAAACUUAUACAAUUCUGUGAUCUAAAUGAAUUAGGUACAAACUAUCCCCCUUCAAUAUAUGACCCCCUUAAAUGGAACAAAGAAUCCUACUAUGAAGAGUUAGCAAAAGUUCAAAAAACAGAAAUGGACAAACGUGAUAAGGAAAGAAAAGGAAAGGUAGUAGAACUUCUAAGUGGUACUAAGAAGGUAGAUGAUGACAAAAAAAGAAAAAGCAAAUGGGAUCAGCCAGGUGGAGGAUCAGUGUCAAACAAAAACAUUCAACCAGCUGGGUUAGUUCAACCAUCAUUGACAACCUCUACAACUGGCACAAAAGGAACAGUUAUAUCAGCUUUUGGCUCUUUACCUAAAAAACCUAGACCUUAAAGUAGCAACAGUGUUUUAAAUUUAUUUGUAAAUUGUAUAUAUUAUUAAGUAUAAUUUUUUCUAGAAUUAA
This is a messenger RNA of Diabrotica balteata, 1019 nucleotides long. The record is from the annotation of a GenBank genome assembly. Lineage: Eukaryota; Metazoa; Arthropoda; Insecta; Coleoptera; Chrysomelidae.